Messenger RNA from Cyphellophora attinorum, 3081 nucleotides. Its product is annotated as Transcriptional regulator RFX1. The record is from RefSeq and is a predicted model, not a curated record. Bases 1 to 3081 code for a protein of 1026 amino acids. Gene Ontology annotation, biological process: regulation of transcription by RNA polymerase II. NCBI's taxonomy places the organism in Eukaryota, Fungi, Ascomycota, Eurotiomycetes, Chaetothyriales, Cyphellophoraceae. The transcript is spliced from 3 exons. Gene Ontology annotation, molecular function: RNA polymerase II cis-regulatory region sequence-specific DNA binding; DNA-binding transcription factor activity, RNA polymerase II-specific.
AUGCAGAUGCCGUUGGCACUAGCUCCAGCGGACGAUGGCACGCGAAAGAGCGCUCAGAGCCGACCAGCCAGAAGAAGAUCCUCGGCAUCUUCAACAUCGCAUACGAAAGAAAAGUUAAGACCGAAAUCCCGAACUUCAACAACCAGCCUGCAAUCUGUCGAUGUAGGCAACUCGUUUCAACAACCCUCUGCCAAUGCACAAGCUGCUCAGCGCCCGAACUCAGCGUCGCAAGACCCAAAUGUUCACCACCGACCGAUGUUUGCGUCCAACCACGAUGCCUACCAAGCGAUGAUGCAACAACAACAGUACGAGAAAGAAUUCAAUAGUAAUCAGCCGAUGCCACAGCAGCCCGUGGCUCAUCAAAUACCGCAACACAUCCCAUACUCACACGCGAUGCCGCAAAAUAUGCCACACCAGAUGCCGAACGGUCACUAUGCUAUUCAGCCCGCCAUGCAUCCUGCAGAGAUGCAAGCCAUGGCAUCACAACCAUUGCCAUUCACACAGCCUCCAUACAGCGUGUACAACGGCGCCUCGGCUCACUUUCCGCCUCAGUCGCAACACUUCCGCCAUGACUCCAACAAUGAGAACAAGCGAAAGAAGGGCACGCCGUCCACUUUGGCCAAUGACCAGGAGCUACGCCGUGCUCUUCAGCAACACGAAGGUCAGACUCUGCAGGAGCUUGCCCUUAAGGUACAACAAACUGAAGGUCAGAAUGGUGGAAGGGCCGAGAAAGCAAAGCAAGUCUUUGCGAUGGUUUGGCUGCGUGAGAAUUGUGUUAAAGGCACCACCCAUGUACGCCGAGACAGAGUCUUCACUCGAUACACAAAACGAUGCGGAAGUGAAAGAGUGCCUACCCUCAACCCAGCCUCAUUCGGUAAACUGGUUCGCAUCAUCUUUCCAAAUGUCCAGACUCGGCGCCUUGGCAUGAGAGGUGAAUCCAAGUACCACUACGUCGAUCUUGAUCUGGUCCCCGAAGGUCAACAAGCUGUUGACUCUCAGUUGAUGUCGACCAACGCUGCUCGGCCUUCAACUUCCGGAGGAUACAAGGAAGAGCCUGGUCUCGGCCACGGACCCGGCACAACAUUCGACGAAGGUAGCCGACCUGUUUCUCGACACGAUAUGGAGACCGCAGACUUUCCAGUACCGGAGGUAGAUCAGCAGGCCGAGUUCGCACCUACUGGUGGUCCGGUUCAAGAUCCGCAAUCCAUACCUGCACCGACGCGUCUUUGCUGCAAACAUGCAAAUGCCGGCACGAUUCAGAUCCCUCUCAGCAAAGUGUCACCGCAAUUGGCCGAAGAGCUACCGCGUGUUCUUCCCAAUCUUCCUGCAACUUUACAUACCUACCACGCGAUGCCACAACCCGAUCUCAUCGACCCGGAGAAUGCACGACCUGCACCUGUGGAACUGCCUGAUAUCGCACCCUACUUAGCCGGCAUCGAGCACGACACCGACGCCGCAUUGACUUUGUACAGCCUCUACCGGUCCCACUGCACUGACAUAGUCGAAGCUUUCCGAAAGGUUAUGGACAAAACAUUUUUCCACCACUACAAUGCAUUCAAUGGCAAGAUGACUGUACCAGUAUCAAGACUAUUUGGUCUGCCUGAACUCAAAGACUGGAUCCAGGAAUGCGAUAUGCGGAUGUACAAAGCAAUGGCACGAUUCGUCGUUCCCAUAGUGAUUCAGCAGGUGCCCGAGGUUGUUUGGGGGCGGCUCAAUGCCAUCGCUCAUAAGCUUGUCGAACAUGUCAUAACCUCAUUCCAGGAAAAAUGCCCCGUGCAUGUGGUGGCUGCGAAGGUAGUGCCAGCUGCACGAUUUGCCAACCUCCUGAAGAAGCUUAAGACAGCAAAUGCCUUCACUUUACAGCUAAGCACCACGCUCGACAACGCUGACAUUCGCACGAGUAUGUGGCUCGAUCUAUUGAGCAUGGUUGACCCUGCUGCUGCACUCGAGGAAAGUCGACCACCACCUGAAUGCCUGCCCCAGAUCCGCGGCAUUCUCAAACACGAUCUGAGAACACUCCUGGAUCCCAGUCACAAUGAAUUCACUGCACGGGCCGAAGAAGAAUACGGUGCCUACUCAGACUUCCUCAAAGAUGCCACUGUCGGCGCCGGUGUCUUCAGCUCUGACGCUCUGGACCAACCCUGGUCAAGCCCUCUAGACAAAUGGAUCAGCUGGGUUCGAUGCCUGCCUGCUGCUUUCGAACACCAUCAUCCUCUCUGCAUGCUCGACUGGCACACCCGAUUUUGGCACAGCAUUUGCCACCAGCUCGGCGAUCGUGGCGCCAAGAGCUUCCAGUUCUGGUGGUAUGCCGAAGCAUUCACCACUUCUCUACUACAAUGGAUGGCCGAAAUGCAAGGCUUGUUAAUGUCGAAGUCUGAUCAAGUGUUGGCAGACCAGCGCGACACAAAGAAGAUGGCCGAGGUUCAGUCCAACGCCAGCACGCUCGGCAAGCGAAUGCGCGACUGGGAUACUCUCGCUGAAGAAACCAACGAUCAGGAUACUCACCGCCCUCAUAAGCGACCAAGUCUCGACACUGCCCGCGGAGCAGCACAGCCGAGCUCGCCGCCAUCGUACCCUUUUCUCCCGCCCAAUGCCGCGGAUCCGAUGUAUGGUGUGACUCAGCCGAUCGAAGAACCGGAACUGCCCGAGCUCCCACGCGGAAAGCAGCGCGUCACCAACGGCGACCUGGAAGACGAUACCCGUCCAGACGACCCGAACAAGCUGCCGAGUCUGGUUGAAUAUCAUAUCAGUAGUCCGGUCAAAUUGUCGAGGGAGCCUCCACAGCACAUGAUCCGUAUCGGUCAUCCCAGCUUGAACAAUAAUGAUGUUGAUGACUCUGGCAUUGGGGCCGAUUUGGAUGACGAGGAAGUUGGAGGACCCGUGGGAGAUCACAAAGGAAAAGGGAGGGAGCACGAUCAUGGAGAUUGGCUGUUGAAUAUGACGAGUGAUGCGGUUGAGCCUGUGCCUGAUCAUGACAAGCGAGAUUUGGACGGGGAGAUCAGGAUAAUGUAUCGACAUUUUGGGACGACGACUUGGGAUAUGUAUGAUGUGACGACGACAGCGCUGGGGCUUUGGAUGUGA